Diaporthe amygdali is the source of this 726-nucleotide messenger RNA. RefSeq lists its product as uncharacterized. Bases 1 to 726 code for a protein of 241 amino acids. Lineage: Eukaryota; Fungi; Ascomycota; Sordariomycetes; Diaporthales; Diaporthaceae. The transcript has a single exon. The record is from RefSeq and is a predicted model, not a curated record.
AUGUACUUCAGAUUCCGCCCUAGGGCCAACUCGUCUAGUGACAGCGGCAACCAGACAUUAAUAAUUGCAAUUUCUGUCGCACUUGGAGUCGCAAUCAUUCUUUCUGCAACACUCAUCGGACUCAAGAUCCUGAAGCGUCGUCGCAAGACCAACAAUCAGUUCAGGGAAGCUCGGCUUCGCGACCCAAGCCUUACUUGGGACGAACAUGACCGCAGAUGCAAGCUCACUCGCUCGCGACUGGUGGUCGAGGAAGAGAUACAACGGCACAAACUCAUCCGAAAGACCCAACAGAGUCGGGCGUCAUUACGAAAAGAACUUGAGCGGUCAGGUAGUAAAUACAAGAGACCUACUCGAUCGCGUUCAAAGACGUGGCACGGACGUGUGAAAAGUAGCGAGAGGGAUGUAGAAGCUGGACCUGAGCUUGAGGAGCGGUGUUUGGACUGGGGUUCCGCUGAGGCGCACGUGUUGCGGACCUUUCAGGUAUUGAAUGGGAAGAAGCAUCCAUCCCACAGGCCACGGACAAGCGAGGACGAUGGCAACGUGCCGCGAAGGCCACCGACAAUCCGGUUGAAAACCCCUCCUCUAUUUUCACAUCCGAUGUUCAGGACCUCAGACCCGCCAAAGCACCUGAGCCUCCCCACAGAGCUGAUCCGCAUGAAUUCUGACCCAGGACCUAUUGUCGGCUCGAACUUGAACGCAGACAGACCACGGGACGACGUAGCAUAG